AUGAAGCUAGACAGGAACGACCUCGACACCCCGGCCGUCACCGUCAAUAUCAACAGCGGCGAGAGCUUCCCGGUGGACCCUACCAAUCUCUCCUUCUCCCCCCGGGAGAAGCGGCCCAAGUCGCACGACUUCUCCACCGAUCUAUCGGCCGACACCAGCACAACCGCGAUCUCGCCCGACCAACACAGCCCCUCGGCUCGAGCCAAAGCCGCCAGCGAUGCCGGCGAAUUCCUCUGCAUUCCUGUCGUCGAGGAGCACCCCCAGGGGCGGCAAGGGUCGGUCAGGGACGACAGCGAAGACGACUACAUUUCCGGUUCGACCGGGGAGUCGGGCUCGAGCCUAAGCUCCUCCGAGGAGAGCGAGGGCGAGAACACCACCCAGAACCGCGAGAAGAGGGCCUACCGCAAGCGAAGGUAUAUCAUCCGCGAGAUCCUCGCCACUGAGAACACCUACGUCAGGCACCUUCGCGACAUGGUGGAGGGAUUCUUUGAGCCAAUGGAACUGGCCGUAAAAUCGCCCAGCCAGAGUCCCCUCUACCAGCGCCUCCGCCACCAGCAACACAACUGCCUGCCCACCUGGGAGGAUCUGAAGGAGGUCUUCUCAAACAUCGUAACCAUCUACGAGCUCAACGACGCCUUUCUGAGCAGCCUCAAGGCCAUGCAAGUCCACCUAGACUCGGGCAACGACGCCAAGCUCCAGCUGGGCGAUGCGUUUCUGGUCGUGACGGACUCGUUCAAGUUCUACUCGUCGUUCGUCAACACAUACCAGGCGAGCAUGGACGCCUACGAUCGUAUAAACCAGACCCUCAUCUUCAAGGAGCUGGCCAAGGCUCUCGAGGAGCGCGGUGGCCGGUUGAGCUUCAGCUCGCUCCUCGUCACGCCCAUCCAGCGCAUCCCUCGAUACCUCCUACUUCUUCGGGACCUCCUGAACAACACGCCGCCCACCCACCCUGACCACUGCAAGCUGUCGGUGGUACUGCCCAAGAUGGAGGAGGUGGCGACCUACAUCAACACAGAGAAGAGCAAGUUCGACAACCUCACCGUCAUCCUCAACCUGAGCUACCUCAUCUCGGGGUACACGGACUCGUUCAUCAAGCCCGGCCGCAAGUUCAUCCGCGAGGGAUUCCUGAAGAUCUACGACGAGGAGGCGAUGAAGUCCAAGCGCCGUUACUUCUUCCUGUUCAGCGACACCCUCCUCAUGACCCGGCCCAAGCGCGGCAGCACCUUCUUCAACAAGGGCGCCGGCCGCUACCAGUUCAUCGACUCGCUCCAGCUGCUGUCGGCCAGCGUCCAGUCCUACCAGACCGGCAGCGUGACCCACGCGCUCAAGGUGACCCAGGCCGACGGCACCCACUACAUCCUCCACACCAAGGAGAAGGAGGAGCGCGUGGCCUGGCGCGAGGCCUUCGAGGAGGCCAUCCAGAGCGUCUCGCUCUACACCAACAGCACCAAGGCCCGCUCACACCUGGUUACCAACAAUCCCAGCUCGUUGCCCACACUCUUGGAGAAGUUCCCUCCGUCGAGCGAGAGAACCGGAGUGGAGGCGGUCAAGCAGCGCCUCAAGGCCCGCAGCACGUCGGUGGAGCACCCCUCAAUCCCACGUCUUCCCAAACGCAAGCGCGCUUCGAACGACUACCUUCUGACCAGCUCGUCGUCGACCUCGUCGUCGCUGUCGGCCUCGCCGCUCUCCUCGCAGUCGUUCUCCUCGUCGCCCACCUCUUCCCAGCCAUCCUCCGCGACCGUGUCCGGCAGCUCCACACCGCUGUCUCCCCGGCCGCAGGGCCCCGCGUUCACCCACUCGCUCGUGCACACAGCCAGCAGCGCGCUCAACCGACUCACAGCCCGCGCCCGAUCCAAGGACAAGCUCGAGCGCAAGACACGGCGGCGCAGCGCCACCCUCUCGUCCAGCGAUGGCACAGUGCCUGUGCACCAAAUGACCACUGCCCGCGAGGCGGCUCAAACUCUGCUGUCCUGCUCGGUGACGACGUCCAACGAGGAGGUCAGAUGCCGGUCGGACAAGAAGUCCGACAGCGUUUGCCCUCAGAACAAACACAAGCUCUCCCGGUCGCUCACCUCCACGGACCUGCUCGAGGUCACUGCAUUCGACCCGACCGCGCCUGCUCCGGCCUUGCCCACAGCCCCUUCCUCCACGCCAACUACCCCGCGUUCAUGCCCAACGAAUUCGUCGCCAUCAACGCCAGUACCACAUCUUUCGUCGUCGGCUCCCACGUCGCCCGCGCCGUCGUGCUCCGCUGCGAAGCUGAGCCGACCGUCGAUCCACCCCGUCAGCUUCUUCCUCCCGAAAACACCGCAAUUGUACUAA
Molecule: messenger RNA, 2322 nt
Organism: Acanthamoeba castellanii str. Neff
Lineage: Eukaryota; Discosea; Longamoebia; Acanthamoebidae
Product: RhoGEF domain containing protein
Exons: 5
Coding region: 1-2322 (773 amino acids)
Molecular function (GO): guanyl-nucleotide exchange factor activity
Source: RefSeq, a predicted model, not a curated record